AUGCGUUAUCAACUAGGAUGGCUUUUUCUGCUGUCCAGUGCAUUCGGCACGAUGUGUCAAACGAUUGGUGUGAAUCGUUUGGUAUGUGGAAGGCGCAAGUUUCGAUCGGUUUACCUCAUCCAUAAUGGGAUCGAUGCUAGAAUCGGACACUGGCCGUGGCAUGCUACCAUUUUUCAACGAAAGGACAGUGAAGAUGAGUACAGCUGUGGAGCAACCAUCAUUGACGAGGAUACGAUCCUUACAUCUGCCCACUGUGUCUUUGCCGCGAAUAAAUUGAUCCCAGCGAAUCGUCUCUCGGUACACGUGGGCAGUAUUCUGCUCACAGACCCAGGCGAAUACGAACAGGUGCACUGGGCGCGUGAAAUCAUAGUACAUCCUGGUUUUAAGGCAAGAAGAUUCGUGCACGAUAUCGCACUGAUCAAGCUAGCAACAAACAUCACGAUGACAAAGUUCGUUCAGCCCGUCUGCCUGUGGACGAUGGACAGCAAUCAGGAGCUGAUCGUGGGCAGGAAUGGUACCGUGCUCGGGUUCGGUUUAACAGAGCUGGACAGGGUGUCGGAGCAGCUGAAGCAGGCCUCGGUGGGCGUAGUGGAUACGUUGACCUGCAUCGCUAACGAUCGGGCAGCAUUCGGUACGCAGCUUACGCCGGAAAUGUUUUGUGCUGGUGGACAGGAGGGUGUGAGCGCUUGCAAUGGUGACAGUGGUGGAGGAUUGUUUUUAGAAAUCGGAGGCAAAUGGUUCGUGCGAGGAAUAGUGUCAUUCAUUCCGACGCACAAAAAGACCGGUCUGUGCGAUACGUCAAAGUUUACCGCCUUUACCGAUGUGGCCAAGUAUAUGGGAUGGAUCGAGGAGUACAUCAAUCCGAACGUGCUCGUGUUCGACACGGACGACUAUGAUGUGGACUUUGAGGAAAAGCUUUCUUUGGUUGAUUUGAGCACGUGUGGCGUUAGUUCGACGACAUUUUUGGCUGAAAAACUGCGCUCGACUACACCUUGGCUGGGGAAUGCCGUGCUGUAUCCUAGCUUUUAUAGCAGAUGUGCCGUUACGCUUAUUAGUGAAUGGUACGCUGUUGGACCUGCAAGAUGUUUCGAGAAUUCUGUUAAUGAGCUUCGUAUUCGUAUGGGAGAUUAUAAGGAGCAGAAAAACAGCACGUGCUUCGAUCGUGACGGAACGACAGUGUGCACGACUCCAUCGCAAACUUUGCAAAUCCAUCGAAUAAUCAUACACCCACGGUACAACAGAAAACAGUUCACGGACAACAUCGCACUGAUUGAGCUGCUAACGCCGGUAGACACUACACAGCCGAACGCGAGACCCAUCUGUCUGCCGAUUGUUAAAGAGUUGUACACGAACAAAACCACCGACUUGUCCGUCAUCAGCUUCUCGUCCAGCAAUCGAUCGUUCGAAGGAAAAGCCAUCAACUACGUGAACGAAUCGUACUGCCAGAGAGCUUUCGCUGGCGAGGGAUUGACACUGAGCUUGAAGGAGAAACGCAUCUGCGGAUUACUGUCAGCUCAGGAUCAGACCGAUUGUGUGCCUCUGAAGACAGGAAUGGCUUUACAGGAGCGAGUUAGCUACGGUGCCAGUGAACGAUACGUUCUGCGUGGGUUCGAUGGAUUUGCUCUUACCUGCGAAAAAGAAUCGGUACCGAUUGUGUACAUCAAUUUGUAUGCCUAUCUCGAUUGGAUACUGUACAAUAUGAGGGACAAUGAGUUCGACGAGUCAGCGGCCGAAUCUACCAUAGAGGCAAAGUGGAAGCGGCUGCAGCAGGAGGAGGGCAAAGAAAAGCUGCGUUCGUUUGAUAUGGAGUCCUGCGGUGAGAGCAUCAGCGUGCAAGGAACUGCGCAGUUGUAUACCUAUAUGCCGUGGAUUGGUACACUGGAGGGAAAUGAAGAUCCACUAAAGUCGCCAUCGAGACUAACGAGCAAGGUUGUGCUUAUCAGUGCGUGGUACGCAUUAGCUCCAGCUCAUGCUUUCAGCAACAGGGUAUUGUGGCGUUCGAUCACACUAGGUUAUCACGAUCGAAUUUUGGAAUUACGAUGUGCAGUACUGGGAUGUGAUCCUCCUUACCAAGAGAUUCAAAUCAAACAGGUCCUUAUUCAUCCGGACUAUGAUGGGGCUGUGAAUGUGAAUAACAUCGCCCUGAUUGAGCUGAUGGAGCCUGCGAAUAUGACCAAACCAUUCAUCAGUCCCAUCUGUUUGCCGUUUAUGCAAGAGUUUCAAACCAGUUCACCGAUCGAGCUGACACUGUCGAUGAGUCUGUUGGAAACUCGGCGAGUGAUUCGAUUGAGCGCGCUAAACUGUCAGGCACGGCUCAUCCAUCGAAGGCACUUUGUAUUCAAUCAAGAAAUUCCAAUGUGCGCUGAUGAGUACGAGAGUGGCGCCGAACGGUUUGUAGAUCAUCCCGGUGCGGCACUGCAGGCCACUUUAUUUUUUGCCGAUCGCAAACGACACUUCCUGCACGGUAUAAGCUUCCUGCUGGAGUCUACCAGAGCAGGAAAUGCAGAGCUGCCUUACUUGUUCACCGAUACCAGUCUGCAUCUUGAUUGGAUAUUGGAGGGCAUGGAUUUCGAUCGGGAGCGUAAUGUAUCGUGGAACGAUCGAAUACCUGUUCCAAGCCGAAUGAAUCGUUUACCAGUACGAUUGGCGCGAUCCAAAGGAAGACUUUUGAAUUUUAACACCUGCGGCCUAUAUUCGAACAAUUCUGAAGAGAGCUUUGCGAGAGAACCAUGGCUAGGUGUCAUCGAUGCUUGGGAUCCCAAAUCGAAAUCAAACCAGUACACCGACUGCGCUGUAACACUGAUCAGUGACUCGUAUGCUUUGGGUCCUGCGCGCUGUUUAAACCAUGAAGUUAACGGAUCAUUUGUUGAGUUGGGCGGCUAUAAAAGAUAUGUGCAAGAUUGCAACGAUGAAAAUUGUAGAAUACAGUCCAUCCCGAUCGAGAAGAUCGUUCUGCACCCAAACUACAACCCAGCCAACCAGGAAAACAAUAUUGCACUGGUACAGCUAGCCACUCCGGCAGACAUUACGAAAGAUAACGUUAAGCCCAUCUGCUUACCGGUUCAAGACGAGAUCAGGAGUUAUGAUGUCUCUAGUAUGGCGCUGAGUUCCCUAACAUCGUCGUCAAGAGCUUACGUUACAAAAUCGAUCGGUGAGCGGUACAUCGAUUCGACCGAGUGUCAACGGCGGUGGGAUGGAUUGUCCGUGGAAAUAGCUAUAAAGAACACGACACUGUGUACUCUGCUGCCGAAAGGGCUCGGUUGUUACGAUAUAAGACCAGGCUUCGCGCUUCAUACGACACACGAUUUGGCGGGUAAAGCACGACGAUUUCUUCGCGGCAUCAAGACCGAGCAACCGGAGGGUUGUAGCGAGUACUAUCCUAUCGUCUAUACGGAUGUAGAUUUGCAUCUUGACUGGAUACUGGAGAAUAUGAACGUAACGGGAAAUGGGCAGACUUUAGAAUACGAUUUAACUGAUCAACUGAUAUUUGUAUAG
Molecule: messenger RNA, 3495 nt
Organism: Anopheles maculipalpis
Lineage: Eukaryota; Metazoa; Arthropoda; Insecta; Diptera; Culicidae
Exons: 5
Coding region: 1-3495 (1164 amino acids)
Biological process (GO): proteolysis
Molecular function (GO): serine-type endopeptidase activity
Source: RefSeq, a predicted model, not a curated record